Suillus clintonianus is the source of this 451-nucleotide messenger RNA. RefSeq lists its product as uncharacterized. The transcript is spliced from 2 exons. NCBI's taxonomy places the organism in Eukaryota, Fungi, Basidiomycota, Agaricomycetes, Boletales, Suillaceae. The record is from RefSeq and is a predicted model, not a curated record. Bases 10 to 411 code for a protein of 133 amino acids.
CUCCCGCCCAUGUCUGAUGAAUGCUGCGUACCAGAAGUAACGUUGGCAUAUGGUCUCGCAUGCGGAUUGUCCAUGUCAGUCUGGAAUCCACCCUGUGGUCUACCUCCCUGUUGCGGCCUGACACCCGACUGGUUAUUUGCAGCUGUGAUCUUCAGCGCCUCAAUAGCGGCAGCUGUGCCUAUGUCGUCAUUGGCCAUUGGCUUAUCAUCAUUACCAGAACUACAAGAAGCGUUAGUCGAUUCAACCCAAUUUGAUAAAACAUUCAUUAGCAAGAGCCUACCCAUGAGCCUGAGCGUGAGUGGAGAAAUGAGAGUUGUACACCUCUUCGUCGAACUCGCCCGAGGGGUGAGGCUGGUAGCGGACUGGAUUAGAGGGAUCACCAUGAGCGGCUGUGUUAUCUGGACUGUGUGAGUAGGGCUGCGCUAAUCGACCUGGCGGAGGCCCAUUGUAA